ACCGUGUCUGUGUGUGUUUGUGUGCGUGCGUGUGUAUUUCCACAAAAGACCCUCCCCUAUACGUUCCAUUCGUAUUAGCACUUAACGAUAUAAAUAAACUGCGUCGCUUUAGAAGUGGCUUCACCAGUUCGUGUCUUUUCUUAACAGGAUCUCUUGGUUUGUUUGAGCAAUAAUGGCACCAAAAAGUCUCAAGUUGAUCUACUUUAAUGGACGUGGUAGAGCUGAACUCUCUCGCUUGAUCUUGGCUGUGGCUGGACAAAAGUAUGAAGAUGUGCGAAUUGUUGGAGAGAACUGGCCAGCUGAGAAGUCCAAAACUCCGUUCGGACAACUUCCAGUACUAGAAGUGGAUGGUCAAACAUUUGGUCAGAGUCUUGCCAUUGCUACGUAUUUAGCUCGAGAAUUUAAUUUGUACGGCAAAACUAAUCUGGACGGAUUAAAAAUAGACCAAGUUGUUCAACUCUGUGUUGACUUUCAAAACUCUGCAUCAAAAGUUUUUUUCGAAAAAGAUGAAAAUAAAAAAGCUGAAGGUCUUAAAAAUCUGAGAGAAGUAGAAGUUCCUAAAUAUCUUGGAUUUUUUGAAAAACUUCUAAAAGAAAAUGGCUCUGGAUACUUUGUUGGUUCCUCUUUAACAUUGGCAGAGCUGUACGUCUAUGACUUGCUUUUUAACUUUCAACAAAGAUCAAUUGUCAAACUUGAUGAUUUUCACUUGUUAAAUACUUUGUACAAGAAGGUAGACAACCAAGACAAAAUCAAGGCCUAUGUAUCUAAACGACCAUUCACAGAAUUUUAAUCCAAUAGUCUGGAAUGUUUUCACUGUUGUGCUCGUAUUACGACAAUAAAUAUGCCAGACUUUGCUGCUGAUGUUGGUCCCGCAUCUCCUUCAAGUUGGAAAAGAAAAAGAUACAAAUAAAAAUAAUCAUUUCAAUCCCA
Biomphalaria glabrata is the source of this 930-nucleotide messenger RNA. RefSeq names its product probable glutathione S-transferase 6. The transcript is spliced from 6 exons. NCBI's taxonomy places the organism in Eukaryota, Metazoa, Mollusca, Gastropoda, Planorbidae. Gene Ontology annotation, biological process: glutathione metabolic process. The record is from RefSeq and is a predicted model, not a curated record. Bases 173 to 790 code for a protein of 205 amino acids. Gene Ontology annotation, molecular function: glutathione transferase activity.